GCAGCGCAGCCCCACCCUUCCUGCAGUGAGGCCCUCCUUAUCCCGGGCCCUCUUGUGGCGUCACCUAGAAGGUGGGGACCAAGAUUCAGUCCAGCGCGGUUGCCGGUGUUUGGAGGUGGACUCACGCUCACGCUCUUCUGCUACCGGUUUGUCUCUACCCGGGAGGACCUUGGUUGUCCACCCGUGGGUAGGCAGUGGAGUGCCAUGAAGCGGGCAGCGAUACGGCUUUGGACCUUGAACAAGGGGCUUCUUACUCAUGGCAGAGGACUGUCUCAAGGAUCCCAAUACAAAAUAAGUGAACCCUUACACAUCCAUCAAGUUCGAGACAAGCUGCGGGAGAUUGUAGGCGUAUCCACAGUCUGGAGAGACCAUGUAAAAGCAAUGGAGGAAAGGAAGUUACUUCAUAGUUUUUUGCCUAAAUCACAGAAAGUCCUACCACCGAGGAAAAUGAGGGAUAGUUACAUCGAAGUUCUCCUACCUUUGGGUACUGACCCUGAACUACGAGACAAAUAUGUGACUGUUCAAAAUACAGUAAGAUUUGGCAGGAUUCUUGAGGACCUUGACAGCCUAGGAGUUCUUGUUUGCUACAUGCACAACCGCAAUCAUUCUACCAAGAUGUCUCCUUUAUCAAUAGUUACAGUCCUGGUGGACAAGAUUGAUAUGUGUAAACACAGCUUAAGCCCUGAACAGGACAUUAAGUUCACUGGCCAUGUUAGCUGGGUUGGAAAUACAUCCAUGGAAGUGAAGAUGAAAAUGUUCCAACUGCACAAUGAUGAGAAAUAUUGGCCUGUUUUGGAUGCAACCUUUGUAAUGGUGGCUCGAGAUUCUGAAAAUAAGGGGCCGGCAUUUGUAAAUCCACUCAUUCCGGAAAAUAAAGACGAAGAAGAGCUCUUUAAACAAGGAGAAUUGAACAAGAGCCGAAGGAUUGCCUUUAGUACCAGUUCAUUGCUGAAAGUGGCUCCCAGUUCUGAGGAGAGGAAUAUCAUACAUGAACUGUUUCUUAGCACACUGGAUCCAAAGACUAUAAGUUUUCAGAGUCGAAUUUUGCCUCCUAAAGCAGUGUGGAUGGAGGAUACAAAACUCAAGAGCUUGGAUAUUUGUCACCCUCAGGAACGAAACGUAUUCAAUCGGAUCUUUGGUGGUUUUCUUAUGAGAAAAGCAUAUGAACUUGCAUGGGCUACUGCUUGUAGCUUUGGAGGUUCCCGGCCAUAUGUGGUAACAGUAGAUGAUAUCAUGUUUCAGAAACCUGUUGAAGUUGGUUCAUUGCUCUUUCUUUCUUCACAGGUAUGCUUCACCCAGGACCAUUACAUUCAAGUUAGAGUCCAUAGCGAAGUGUCCUCUCUUGACAGUCGUGAGCAUAUGACCACCAAUGUCUUUCAUUUUACAUUCAUGUCGGAAAAAGAAGUACCCUUGAUUUUCCCUAAAACAUAUGGAGAGUCCAUGUUGUAUUUAGAUGGACAGCGACAUUUCAAGUCUAUGAGCACCCCAGUGACCUUGAAAAAGGACUACCCUGUGGAGCCCUAGGAAAAUCUCACUUGUUGCAAACUAGCACUUCUGGCACUGUGACAUAGUGCCUAAUAAAGGUGUGCUGGGAAGUACUGAUGUUCACUUUGCUUUUCUUUAAAUCCUCCAUAGAGGGGGCUAUAUUUCAAGUUUUUAGAAUGAUCGGAAAAGCAGAAUGAGUGACUGGAUGGGGCUGAGGGGUGAAAGAAUGAUUAAACAAUAAAACCUUUUACAGUAAUA
Mus caroli (Ryukyu mouse) is the source of this 1743-nucleotide messenger RNA. RefSeq names its product acyl-CoA thioesterase 9 (gene Acot9). Gene Ontology annotation, cellular component: mitochondrion. Gene Ontology annotation, biological process: acyl-CoA metabolic process. Gene Ontology annotation, molecular function: fatty acyl-CoA hydrolase activity. NCBI's taxonomy places the organism in Eukaryota, Metazoa, Chordata, Mammalia, Rodentia, Muridae. The record is from RefSeq and is a predicted model, not a curated record.